Molecule: messenger RNA, 2347 nt
Organism: Nannospalax galili (Upper Galilee mountains blind mole rat)
Lineage: Eukaryota; Metazoa; Chordata; Mammalia; Rodentia; Spalacidae
Gene: Slc18a3
Product: solute carrier family 18 member A3
Exons: 1
Coding region: 376-1974 (532 amino acids)
Biological process (GO): chemical synaptic transmission; transmembrane transport
Cellular component (GO): terminal bouton; AP-1 adaptor complex; AP-2 adaptor complex
Molecular function (GO): acetylcholine transmembrane transporter activity
Source: RefSeq, a predicted model, not a curated record
CGAGGCGGUGGGGCUGAAGAGACUGCGGGCGCGGCAGCAUGCCCCUCGGCCGGCGCACCCCGCCUCUCUGCUCCGCAGGGGCUGUUCCUGGCGCUCCCCCGGCACAGUGCGUCCAGUCUCCGGCCGUAGCUCCUCCGCUUGCUGGCCUCCACGGCUGCACCUGAGCUCAAUGGCAACUGGUCCCGGGAGCAGCUAGGAGCUCCUUGCUUUUCUCUCUGAGCUCAGGGACAUGAGCCCCACAACCACCUGAAGCGCACAGGGGGCGCCGCGCGGCUAAGACCGCGCCCCCGAAGUCCUGCACCUUAGCCUCUGCACUGCGGGACGCCGGAACCGGACUCCAGCAGAGGCGUCCUCGGAAGAGCAGCCGGGUGGGACAUGGAGCCCUCAGCGCCCACGGACCAGGCUCGGGCGGCCGCCACCAAGCUGUCUCAAGCCGUGGGCGCGGCGCUGCAAGAGCCCCAGAGGCAGCGGCGUCUGGUGCUGGUCAUCGUGUGCGUGGCACUGUUACUGGACAACAUGUUGUACAUGGUCAUCGUGCCCAUCGUGCCCGACUACAUCGCCCACAUGCGCGGGGGCAGCGAGGGCCCAACCCUGGCCUCCGAGGUGUGGGAACCCACCCUGCCGCCGCCCACUCUGGCUAACAGCAGCGCCUACUGGGCCAACACCUCGGUGUCCCCGACGGCUGCCGGGUCUGCCCGGUCGAUCCUGCGACCUCGCUACCCCACAGAAAGUGAAGAUGUGAAGAUAGGGGUGUUAUUUGCCUCCAAAGCCAUCCUGCAGCUGCUGGUGAACCCCUUGAGUGGGCCUUUCAUUGAUCGCAUGAGCUACGACGUCCCACUGCUUAUUGGCCUGGGCGUCAUGUUCGCUUCUACAGUGAUGUUUGCCUUUGCAGAGGACUAUGCUACGCUCUUCGCUGCACGCAGUCUGCAAGGCCUAGGCUCAGCCUUCGCGGACACGUCUGGCAUCGCCAUGAUCGCAGACAAGUAUCCGGAGGAGCCAGAGCGCAGCCGUGCCCUGGGCGUGGCGCUGGCCUUCAUCAGCUUUGGAAGCCUAGUGGCACCGCCCUUUGGGGGCAUCCUCUAUGAGUUCGCUGGCAAGCGCGUGCCCUUUCUAGUGCUUGCUGCUGUUUCACUCUUUGACGCUCUACUUCUGCUGGCGGUGGCCAAGCCCUUCUCGGCCGCAGCACGGGCGCGGGCCAACCUUCCUGUGGGUACGCCUAUCCAUCGCCUCAUGCUGGACCCUUACAUAGCAGUGGUAGCAGGCGCGCUCACGACCUGUAAUAUUCCCCUUGCGUUCCUCGAGCCCACCAUUGCCACGUGGAUGAAGCACACGAUGGCCGCAUCCGAGUGGGAGAUGGGCAUGGUCUGGCUGCCAGCUUUCGUGCCGCACGUGCUAGGCGUCUAUCUCACCGUGCGCCUCGCGGCACGUUAUCCACACCUGCAGUGGCUGUACGGCGCCGUCGGUCUAGCGGUGAUAGGGGCGAGCUCCUGUAUUGUGCCUGCGUGCCGCUCCUUCGCGCCGCUAGUGGUCUCGCUCUGCGGCCUCUGCUUUGGCAUUGCGUUAGUGGACACGGCUCUGCUGCCCACGCUCGCCUUCCUGGUGGACGUGCGCCACGUAUCCGUCUAUGGCAGCGUCUAUGCCAUAGCUGACAUCUCCUAUUCCGUGGCCUACGCGCUCGGGCCCAUAGUGGCAGGCCAUAUCGUGCACUCACUUGGCUUUGAGCAGCUCAGCCUUGGCAUGGGCCUGGCCAACCUGCUCUACGCGCCAGUUCUGCUGCUCCUGCGUAACGUGGGCCUUCUUACACGCUCUCGUUCUGAGCGCGAUGUGCUGCUUGAUGAGCCGCCGCAGGGUCUGUAUGAUGCGGUGCGCCUGCGUGAGCGGUCGGUGCAGGGCACCGACGGCGGCGAGCCUUGCAGCCCGCCUGGCCCUUUCGGUGGGUUCGAGGACGACAAUUACUACUAUACCUGCAGCUAGCAGCCCCGCUCCGCCUCCAGGUCAUCUCCCUCCCGCCUCUAGGGUCCAGGUGACUGCUCUGAGAGCCUUCUGGUCAACUAGGGCUUAGGGCCCGCCUCCUCCAGCGAGUACCCCAGCCCUUCCCCAGUCUUGAUUCCCUUGCUGAUAUCCCUUCUCCGUGACCCUUCUCAAUCCCCCCAUCCCCGUAUCCAUUGGAGGGGGGGAUGGAGCACGGGGACACAAGAAUUGCGCUCCUGCGAAUGUGAAGAGGUGUGCGGUCCUCACCUCACCUCGGAGCUCCCCGAAGUAGAGCCAUGCAUCUGUUUGUCCUUCCUUGGAUCUUUCCAGUGCCAAACUUGGCGUGCUGCACCGCGGUGCCUCUGGCCUGAAUUAA